CCCUGGCGCGAGUCCCAGCCGGGGUUGGCCUGGGCCGCUGGACGCCCUGUCCGUCCCCGCUCCCUCCCCGCCGCCCGCAGCCUGUCCGAGCGCGGGUAGUUCUCCACAGAGCGCGCGUCCUGGUCUCCUAAUUCUCCCAACAAGGGGAAAAGGAAAUGGAGAAAUCUAGAAUCUCAAUCUCCAGAGACGUGAAGGACAGCCACAUAGGGAAAGGGACAUAACGGGGAGGGACCUGAGGCUGAGCAGGGGAGGAGAGGAUGGAUUAUCUGCAGGGAUGGCAGAGGACAACUGGUGCUGGGACAAGAAGAGGUGUAAGUAGUGACAAGGGAGCCCAGGGAAGAGGCCUAGUGAUGUGCGGGUCCAGAGCAUGCGGACAGGGGCCUGCAGCAGGCAGGCCAGAGGGAGAGAGUGGAUGGGGAAGAAAGAGGCAGACAUCUGUGGAGAUUGGGGACAAUGAGGAGACUGGGCAGAAAGACUGACUGGAGGUGAAGGGAGUUUCAGGAAUGGGGAAGAUCAGAUGGAGGGAAGGAGUAGAGGGAAGAAGGGGAGAAACCAGGAGAGGAGAGAGAAGCAAAGGGAGCAGGACCCAGGAUGGGUGAGGAAAUCAGAGUGGAGGUGAGAAUGGAGAUGAUCAGAGUGAGGGAGGGAAGCAGCAAUGAAGACAGAGGCCCCUGGGUGUGGAUGAUGAUGUUGUAAUAUAUUGAUUUCUGUCUCCAAUAAGGUAAGUGUAAGUUAAGUUUUUGUUUGUUUGUUUGUUUGAACUAUACAGCUGAAGAAGGGAAUGACAAAACUGCUGUUUCUAAGUUUUGUGUGUUCUGCAGUUCUGGGAUUAGGAUAGCUUCCUUUUGUAAUCUCUUGGGCCAGAAGGCAGUGACUUGAGCCAUUCAGUUGUGGGUUACCCUCUUGUGUUUUCCAGAGAUGGUGUAGUGUUGGUGAGGGGAUAGGGAAAGCUGAAGUGCAACACUGUGUACAGCACUCUUAACUGUGGUCAUCUAAAUACGUGGGAAUCUGUCUCCAUCAGCAAACAGUUCUGUGUCAUAUACCAUGUUAGGUUUCUGUAAUUGCAUCCAGAUCUGGGAAUCACUGCCUGGAGAUAGCAUCCAAUGACACUGGUUGAGUGUUUUAGUACCACAAUUCCAUACACACCCCAGUUCCCAUGCCAGCCACAUGUCCUGGGUUGGGACCUCAAUUCAUUAGUGGGCUAUAAAUUGGAGCUUCCCAUGCUCCCUGCUUGGGUCUUGUUAAUUUGCUCCAUGGGGUAAUUUCACUUAGGGAAAUACUUUAUUAUGCAUACAGGUACACAUGGAAGAAUAUGCUAGAAGAUUAACUGAGACCCAGGAGGGGGUUUUGGGCACCUUGACUUUUAUCCUAUUACAGCAUGUGAAGUGAGUGCCUUUGUUGCGGCCCUGAACCCCUAAAUGUCAUCUAUAGGAUGACAUUUCCUUAAAUAAAUAGAAUCGGUACUGACAUUGUGGGACAUAAGGAAUCUGCCAGUAGGGGAAACCACCUAUUGCUGAAUAGAGGGGAGGCAUUGUGUAAUGAUUGUAAGAACAGUAGAAACAGUUGGGAUUUUUUUCUGGCUCAGAUAGUAAAGGAAAAGGAAAGGUAGAUUUUAUACACACACACACACACACACACACACAUCCCAAAUAUCCCAGUACCAAAAAACCCCAUAUAAAAUAUAUACAAUGUAAGGGUUUUUUUUUGGUACUGGGAAUUGAACCCGGGGGGAGUUAACCACUGAGCCACAUACUUCGUCCUUUUAAUUUUUAUUUUGAGAGAGGGUCUGGCUCAGUGUCCCAUGUUUCCAUCUUCCUGGCCCAAGCUAAGUAGGUGGGAUUGCCACUGUGCCUGGCUUAAAUGCAGUAUCAAAUUUCCCUUUUUCAUUUCUCUUUUCUGUCAGUAGCACAUUGCCCAGUUGAUGACUCCCUCUUCUCUUUUCUCUUCUUAGUUGUUAGGACAUCUACCUAUCUUAAAACUCUCCUUGCAUUCAUUAUGAUUCCUCCCUGAUCACUUUGGCCAUUCCUCUGCUGCGAGGCUCCACCCCCUGUUCUCUGAUGGCAGUGCUCCCCCACAGUUGAGGCUCGUACCUCUGCUCAGCCUGUCCGUGCCCACUGUCUCUCCUCAUCUUUUUGAUCACAGCUUUGAUACCAUUCUCCUCUAUAGUACUCCUGGAGACUUCUCCUAUGAACAUUAGAGUUCUGUGGCCAGUUGUGUCCUCAAGUCCAUGCUGGGAUGUUAGUGGGCCUUUCUACCUUCAUGGUCCAUCCUGUGACUUCUUUAGCUCCCCAGGUGUCUCUCCCCGUAGUCCUCAGCAUUUCAGGUAGGGUGAUCCUGUACUUGGGGAUGUUGGCUAGAUACUUUGACAUAUAUCGAAAUAGCACAAUGUAUUAUCAUAUUGGUAAGUUUUAUAUCUUAAGAGGAGAAAGACAAAGAUCACAUGUAUUUUUUCAGACAGGCAAGGAAACUAGAGUGCACACUGUUCUUGAGGCUUGGGAAAGAUGUGGGAAGACCUGGGUCCUGGUUGUUCUGCUGCCUCAGGGCCUCUGCUGCUCAGCCACCCAGGCCUCUUUCCUUUUCCUGGUAGCAGGUUGCUUAAGCCUAAGGUCUUCACUGGGUCCUGUCUCCUUGUCUAGGCCUCCUUGACACUGGGCUGCAGGUGGUCAACACCUCAGGUCUUUGUUCUGAUGUUACCUACUGCAUGGAGACUACUGUGACCGACCCCCCCAGCUCCUGUAACACUCCAGCCACACCCUGCCCCACCUCUGGUCCAUGCAGCCUACUUUGCAUAUUUCUUUCUGUUCCUUCACCAUCUGCUGUCUGGAUCCUGGUAAGAACAAGGUUCCAAGAGAGGCGCAGAGCUAGAAGGAUUGACUUGUAAAGAUUCGUGUUACCUGAGGAAACAGCCCUGAAGAGGAGGAGGAAAGAAAAGGAGUCAGGAAUGGCUGUCACUGAGGGUCUGCUGACAUUCAGGGAUGUGGCCAUAGAAUUCUCCCAGGAGGAGUGGAAGUGCCUGGUUCCUGCUCAGAGGGCUUUGUACAGGGACGUGAUGCUGGAGACCUACAGGAACCUGGUCUUUCUGGCAGGAAUGUGUCCUUCAGACCUGAGUGUCCUCUCCUGGUUGGAGCAAGGGAGGGAGCUCUGGAUUCUGAGUGGCCCCGAGGAAGUAUCCAGGCCUGCAAAUGAGUGGGCAUGUGUGGAGGGUGUGAAAGCAGAAGAACCGGAAACAAACAUUUCUCCAGCUCCUGCCAAAUGUAAUGAGCUUGAAAAAUCCUUUGAUCAAGAAUCACACCGUAUUAUACAUCAGACAAUCUGUACUGGAGAGAAACAAUUUACUUGUGAAAUAUGUAGGAAAGUCUUCAAUAAUAAAUUUUAUCUUACAAGUCAUCUUAGAAUUCAUACUGGAGAGAAACCUUACAAGUGUAAUGAGUGUGGGAAGAUGUUCAGUAGAAGUUCACACCUUGGAAAACAUCGGAGAAUCCACACUGGAGAGAAACCUUACAAGUGUAAUGAGUGUGGGAAGAUGUUCAAUGACAGUUCAUACCUUGCACAACAUUGGAGAAUCCACACUGGAGAGAAACCUUUCAGAUGUGAUGAGUGUGGCAAGGUCUUCCGUAACAAAUCCUACCUUGCAAACCACCGGAGAAUUCACACUGGGGAGAAACCUUACAAGUGUGAUGCAUGUGGCAGGGUCUUCAGUCAGAUUUCACACCUGGCAAGUCAUCGUAGAAUCCACACUGGAGAGAAACCUUUCAAAUGUAAUGAGUGUGGCAAGGUCUUUAGUCGUAACUCAUACCUCAUUCAACAUGUGAUAAUCCACACGGGGGAGAAACCGUACAAAUGCAAUGAGUGCGGCAAAGUCUUCAAUAAAGAAUCAAUUCUUACAAAUCAUCGUAGAAUUCACACCGGAGAGAAACCUUACAAGUGUAAAGAGUGUGGGAAGAGCUUCAGUCAGACUGCACAUGUUACACAACAUCGGAGAAUCCACACUGGAGAGAAACCUUUCGAAUGCAAUGACUGCGGCAAGGUCUUCCAACAAAAAUCAGUCCUUAUAACUCAUCAAAGAAUCCACACUGGGGAAAAACCUUUCAAAUGCAAUGAGUGUGACAAGGUGUUCCAUCAAAAAUCAGCCCUCAUAAGUCAUCAAAGAAUCCACACUGGAGAAAAACCUUUCAAAUGCAAUGAUUGCGGCAAGGUCUUUAGUCAGAAAUCAAACCUUAUAAUUCAUCGGAGAAUUCAUACUAGAGAAAAACCUUACAGUCAUAACGAGAGAGUGAAGGUCUUCAAUCACAUUUCACACCUUGCACAACAAGAAAUUCACACUGGAGAGAAACCUUUCAAAUGCAAUGAGUGUGGCAAGGUCUUCAGUCUGAAUCAUCCCUGAGACGACACUGGAGGAUCUAUACUGAAGAGAAGGCUUCGACACUUAAUCACUGUGCAAGGGCCUCACUUGUCAUCCCAACCGUGUCACAAGGAAGCAGGAAAAAGAUUAGUUUCUGGCCUCGCAUACUGU
Molecule: messenger RNA, 4513 nt
Organism: Marmota monax (woodchuck)
Lineage: Eukaryota; Metazoa; Chordata; Mammalia; Rodentia; Sciuridae
Product: zinc finger protein 880-like
Biological process (GO): regulation of transcription by RNA polymerase II
Molecular function (GO): DNA-binding transcription factor activity, RNA polymerase II-specific; RNA polymerase II cis-regulatory region sequence-specific DNA binding
Source: RefSeq, a predicted model, not a curated record